Corylus avellana is the source of this 2915-nucleotide messenger RNA. RefSeq names its product Sec23/Sec24 protein transport family protein. Gene Ontology annotation, cellular component: COPII vesicle coat; endoplasmic reticulum exit site. Gene Ontology annotation, biological process: endoplasmic reticulum to Golgi vesicle-mediated transport; intracellular protein transport; COPII-coated vesicle budding. Gene Ontology annotation, molecular function: GTPase activator activity; zinc ion binding. Lineage: Eukaryota; Viridiplantae; Streptophyta; Magnoliopsida; Fagales; Betulaceae. The record is from RefSeq and is a predicted model, not a curated record.
UCAAACCCUAAACCCAAUUCACAGAUUUUCCAUUUUCCCUCCGUUUACAGGGAACCAAACAGGCCCUCUCACUCCCCUUGCUUCCCAUUUCUCCCACACACUUUCCACUUUCUCUCCCAUUCUUUUCCUUUCCUUCACAGCAAGAAAAUAAAAUGAUCCUCCUUUACAGACAUUCAUCAAAUAAAUCAAUAAUUAAACAUCACUUUUCCCCAUCUCCAUAUUAGGGUUAGGGUUAGGGUUUCCCUCACCAUGGAUUUCAUCGAAUUGGAAGCCAUCGAAGGCCUCCGCUGGUCCUGGAAUUCAUGGCCGGCAUCCAAACCCGAAUGUUCAGCCUUAAUCGUCCCUCUCAGCGUCAUGUGCACGCCAUUGAUGCAGUCCUCCGAGCUCCCAAUCCUCACGUACGACCCUCUUCUCUGCUCCCAAUGCGCCGCCGUUUUGAACCCCUACGCCCGGGUCGACUACUCCUCUCGCACCUGGUACUGCCCCUUCUGCUACGCCAAGAACCCAUUUCCUCGCUCCUACUCCGGCAUCGGCGAGACUAACCUCCCCGCCGAGCUUUUUCCGACAUACAGCACUGUGGAGUACGCGCCGGGCCGGAAAAUCCAGAGCCCGCGUGGGAAUCCGGGUGGUCCAAGUUUGAAUUCCAAGCAUAAUUGGGCAAACGGGUUGUCUUCGACGUCGUUGGCGUCGAUGGCGUCGUUUUCUUCGUCGUCGUUGUCAUCUUUGGGUGGUGAUUUGCGAGGGGUGGGACCGGCGUUUGUGUUCGUCGUGGACGCCUCUACGGCCGAGGAGGAGCUCCGGGCGCUGAAGAAUGAGUUGCUGCUCGUGGUGGAGCAGUUGCCGGAGAACGCGUUGGUGGGUUUGAUCACCUUUGACUCGAUGGUUUGUGUCCAUGAUCUUGGAUUCUCGGAAUGUUCGAGGGUUGUGUUGUUUCACGGCGAUCGCGAGCUUUCUUCGGAGCAGACCCAACAGUUUCUGGGUGUUACUCACACAAAGCAACAGUAUCUUGGAAAGGCACCAGUUAUCCAAAAGCAGGGUUUUUUGCUACCAGUAUCCGAAUGUGAGUUCAAUAUUACUACUACAAUGGAAGAGAUCCAUUCAUCAGUGCGGGCCAUGCCUGGGCAUCGCCCUCUAAGGUGCACAGGAACUGCAAUAUUAGCUGCAGUUGGACUUCUAGAAGGAUGCUUAGUAAAUACAGGCUCCCGAAUCAUGGUCUUCACAUCUGGACCUGCAACUCGAGGCCCGGGGAUUGUUGUAGACACUGAUCUUAGGAAUGCCAUCAGAAAUCAUCGGGAUCUUGUUAAUGGUCAAGCACCUUACUAUAAUAAAUCUAGCAGCUUCUACAAGCGAGUAUCACAGAGAUUAUCUGAUGCAUCUAUUGUUCUUGAUGUGUUUGCUUUUUCUCUUGAUCAAGUUGGAGCUGCAGAGCUAAAAGGCCCUGUUGAGAGCUCGGGUGGAUUCAUGAUGCUAGGAGACUCAUUCGAGUCAAGUCAAUUUAGAAAAUGUUUGAGGCAUAUUUUUAAUCGUGAUGAGGAGGGAAACUUGAAGAUGUAUUUUGAUGCAACUAUUGAGAUAGUGACCACAAAGGAUGUAAAAAUCUGUGGAGCCCUUGGGCCAUGUAUAUCUCUCCAGAGAAAGAACAAUUUAGUGAGUAACAAUGAGAUUGGGGAGGGUGGUACCUAUAUGUGGAAGUUGGGUACACUCAGUAGUAAAACAUGCUUUGCUUUUUUCUUCCAAGUGAGUGAUGAGCAGAAGGUCCAACCUGGAUCUGCAUUCUCCAUACAGUUCAUAACACGAUAUCGACAUGGGAACAUGGGAAUCCGGAAAAGAGUUACAACUGCUGCAAGAAGAUGGGUUGGAAGCCAAUCACCAGAAAUUGCUGCUGGGUUUGAUCAAGAAGCAGCAGCGUCAGUGAUGGCAAGACUUGCUAUAGACCGGGCAGAAAAGUGUCAAGCUCGAGAUGUUAUCAGAUGGCUGGAUGACGGGCUGGUCCGUUUUGCUUCUAAGUUUGGAGACUAUGUCCAGGAAGAUCCUUCAUCCUUCCGCCUUUCAUCUAACUUCUCACUUUAUCCACAGUUCAUGUACUACUUAAGGAGGUCCCAGUUUAUUGAUGUAUUUAACAGUACUCCUGAUGAAACUGCUUUCUUCCGGCUGAUGCUGAACCGUGAGGGGGUGGUGGGUUCGCUGAUCAUGAUCCAGCCUACACUUCUCGAAUAUUCCUUCGAUGGGCCACCUAUUCCAGUUCUCUUAGACGUUCGCUCCAUUUCUCCUGAUGUUAUUUUGCUCUUUGAUUCUUAUUUCCAUGUGGUUAUUCAUUAUGGGUCCAAGAUUGCUCGGUGGAGGAAGCUUGGUUAUGACAAGGACCCAAACCAUGAGAAUCUAAGAAAGCUGUUGGAAGCUCCAGAGCUGGAUGCGGAGCUGCUUGUAGCUGAAAGAAUUCCGGCACCCAAGAUUAUAAAAUGUGAUCAGCAUGGCAGUCAGGCAAGGUUUCUUCUAGCCAAGUUGAACCCAUCUGUUACUCACAAUUCAACAUACACGCAUGGCUCAGAUAUUAUUUUCACCGAUGAUCUGAGCUUGCAGGUUUUUAUAGAUCACUUGCAGGCCCUGGCAGUGCAGGGCUGAUCAAGAGGGCCACUUUAUAGAGUUUUUGUUUUUUUCUUUAGUUAUACGAAAAGGAAUAACUGUAUAUAGCUUUCAAGAGAAAAGGUUUGUAGUUGUUUUUACCAGCAAUAGGUGAUUCCCACGCUUGAUUAUGAGGCUUGUUUUUUUGUAUUUAUUUUCUGUCAUUUUCUUAUUAUUUUUCGUGUAAUCAGAAUAGUUGUUUUAUUUCUCCUUUAAUGCUAAGCAUCAUCAAUGAUAGUUGUUCAUCAAACCAACGGUACGGAUGAAAGAUGUAUGUGUAUUAACUGUUGAAU